AUGUUCAUAUCUAUCUAUCUAUCUAUCUAUCUAUCUAUCUAUCACUUUCUCUACAUAUCAAUCGUUUUCCUUCACUCAAUUUCUCUCUCUCUCUCUCUCUCUCUAUCUAUCUAUCUACAUUUUUAUGUUCAGAUCUAUGUAGCAAUCUCUAUGUUUUCAUAUCUAUCUAUCUAUCUAUCUAUCUAUCUAUCUAGCUAUCUGAUUCUGUUUCAUUCUUUCUAUCUAUCUAUCUAUCUAUCUAUCUAUCUAUCUAUCUAUCUAUCUAUCUAUCACAUUUUCUUCAUAACACAAUCUCUAUGUUUUCAUAUCUAUCUAUCUAUCUAUCUAUCUAUCUAUCUAUCUCUCUAUCUAUCUAUCUAUCUGAUUCUGUUUAAUUCUAUCUAUCUAUCUAUCUAUCAAUCACUUUUUCUUCAUAACAGUCUAUCUAUCUACAUUUUUCUGUUCAGAUCUAUGUGUCUAUUUAGCAAUCUCUAUCUAUCUGAUUAUGUUUCAUUCUAUCUAUCUAUCUAUCUAUCUAUCUAUCUAUCUAUCUAUCUAUCUAUCUAUCUAUCUAUAUAUAUAUCUAUCUAUCACUUCUUCUUCAUAACAGUCUAUCUAUCUAUCUACAUUUUUCUGUUCAGAUCUAUGUGUCUAUUUAGCAAUCUCUAUGUUUUCAUAUCUAUCUAUCUAUCUAUCUCAUUUUCUUCAUAUCAUGUUCCAAUUAUUUUGUCCAACUGCUGUAUCUAUCUAUCAAUCGAUCUAUCUAUAUUUAUGUUUUCAGAUCUAUCUAUUUUCCAAUAUCUAUCUAUCUAUCUAUCUAUCUAUCUAUCUAUCUAUCUAUCUAUCUAUCUAUCAUCAGCCAGCAAUAACAAUUUUCUUUACCAGUAUUUUGUUUAUUUCUUUCUAUAA
Messenger RNA from Acanthosepion pharaonis, 888 nucleotides. The record is from the annotation of a GenBank genome assembly. Lineage: Eukaryota; Metazoa; Mollusca; Cephalopoda; Sepiida; Sepiidae.